UGCCGCCCGGCCAAUACCGAUCUGUCAGAUGACGUCAUAGCGGCGGAACUUGCUACAGGGUGUCAGGGGGAGCCGGUAACAGGCGGUGCGUAUCGCUCGCUGAGGGCCCUGAUUGGAACCGAUAACGGACGGGCCGAAUUGGGAUUGAGAAUGGGAGAAUAGUUCGGCCGCAAAGCUAUUUAGAAGCGGAGGCUCUGUACGUGUGGGAGCGGCCGAACCGCACAGCAUGGAUAAAGCCUUCAGGGAGUUUGCGGCGCAGAUCGGAGCGUAUCCAACAGCGGCAGCGGCAGAGUCGCCACAGACAGCGAACGACUGGGAUUUCCUGGACAUAGACAUGGAAGCUAUAGACCUCCGGUCCCUGCCCACUGCCCUCAUCGGCUGCAGCCUGGACCCCACUGUCUUCUACGAUGGGCUCUACCGGACAAAAUUUGAAUCGCUCUUUAAGGCCUACGACAAGGAAGCCACCUUUCAGUAUUUUAAGAGCUUCAAGCGGGUGAGGAUCAACUUUAGCAAUCCCAUCUCUGCGGCCGAGGCCAGGAUCCAGCUGCACAAAACCGAGUUCCUGGGGAAGGAGAUCAAGUUAUAUUUUGCUCAGACGCUGCACAUAGGAAGCCCCCAUCUUGCCCCACCAAAUCCAGAGAAGCAGUUCCUGAUCUCCCCUCCCUCCUCACCUCCCGUGGGUUGGAAGCAGAUGGAGGACACAAGUCCCGUGAUCAACUAUGACCUGCUAUACGCCAUCUCUAAACUCGGCCCAGGAGAGCAAUACGAAUUGCAUGCUGCAACAGACACGACUCCAAGCGUUGUAGUUCAUGUCUGUGAGAGCGAUCCAGAGAAUGAACUGGAAAUCGAGGAAGAUGAAGAUGGUAUGAGCAAGCCCAAGCCAAAAAUCAUCCAGACAAGGAGACCAGAGUAUAUGCCUAUCCAUCUAAGUUGAAGUGGGGUCGGCAGCAUUUUGCGGUGAAACCCAAUGAACUCGUUGAAAUCUUUUACUGCAGGAAACGGCAGAGCGCGGUGUAGGACAGCUGCGGUAGUGGUCUGACUUUGUCAGUCGGCAGAACCAAACCAGGACGUUUUGUGUUUGCUUUUAUUUUUUUGUAUACGCCGAAUGCCAAUGUAACAUUUGGAAUGUCCCGCCGGGUUGAUGGAAACGUGGAAAAAAACUGAAGCUUCACGAGCAUAUUUAGCUUGAUUAUUCUUUUCUAGAGGGUCUAGGAAAAGUGGAACUUUAAGGGCCCCUCGUUUGCUGGAAGUGCGGAACCAGGAAUGUCGUCGAUAUAACGUCACUGCGGUGUAUUGUUGGAGAGACUGUGCCCAAGCACACAGUAUAGGACGCCAUAUCUCCAUCUUGUAUGAUGGAACCUUUUCAUCGUUCCAGAACAAGAGGAGAAUGGAUCAAUGUGGUUUUUUUUUUUUGCAUGUAGACUAUAUGAUUUUUUCUAAAUAUUCUACUUUGUGUUAACAGCUGCUUACUUGGCCCUGCGAAAUCCAAACCCUGUUAUGUGAUCACAAAAGGUAGAACGCAUGGUCCAUUAUUGGGAAACACUGUGGCACUACAGGGAGGGCCCCUGUUAUGUUUUCUAGCGAAUGAACUGUAAUGUACGCUUUAACGCAAGGGAAAAUGUGCUUAGGUUUCUGUUUCUCUAUAGGGAAAUGUGUAAUAUAGAACUAAAGCCAGGCUGGCAAGCUCGCUUAUAAGUUACACGCUGAAAUAGGGCACAAUGGGAUUUUGUAAUUGUGGGAUAUACAUGUUGGUGGCUGCAGGGUGAGCCUAUUGCUUUACCUGUUGCAAUUCUGUCUUUCUUGACAAGAACUGAAUGAAUUUAAAGUGUUAUUAAUUCAUAUCAGCCAUUUUUUUCUUGUCUUAGACUUAGCCUAUAGCCGGGGAGUAAGCUAUCAAUGGCAUUACAGGCAAGCCAAGGUGGAGCUUUAGAAAUCAAUCCAUUGGGUAAAUGCGGCUAAGCCCCAUACCCAAAAAAUAGAAUAUGUUUAAGAUUUAACUAUGGUGGUAAAGGAAUGUGACUCGCGGGUGGUCAUUUUUUGGGUAAUCCAGUGCCUUUCACUUUGGUUAUGAAUGGGGGGGUAUCACAGUGUUAGAACCGCUGUACCUAUUGUAUCCUUCCCCAGUUCUAUUUCCCUCAUCUGCCUGUUCUGAUGACAAGCUGGCAUUGCAGCCCCAAUACAGGUUUUGCUUUGCCAUACUCUGCCCGCCCAGAUAAUGAGGGUAACGUUGGCAGCACCUUCUGUGUCUUGUAAUAAACCAGAUAAAUACCUCCCAUUGUAAUAGGCCUCUGGGCACCCCCCAUGUAGAGCGAGAGAGGUUUCUACGUGUGUUGUGUAUUACGUCUGGUUACUACUCAUUCACAUUGUUUUUGAAGUCUGCUUUUAAACUGGAAGUUUGAAUCUCUCUUUUCUGUUUUAUAUUCACUUGUAUUAAGAUAAUAAACUUCCUUUGUUAUUAGAAUGUAUAUUA
Messenger RNA from Xenopus tropicalis (tropical clawed frog), 2470 nucleotides. RefSeq names its product regulator of calcineurin 1 (gene rcan1). The transcript is spliced from 4 exons. Bases 227 to 934 code for a protein of 235 amino acids. NCBI's taxonomy places the organism in Eukaryota, Metazoa, Chordata, Amphibia, Anura, Pipidae. The record is from RefSeq and is a predicted model, not a curated record. Gene Ontology annotation, molecular function: nucleic acid binding. Gene Ontology annotation, biological process: calcium-mediated signaling.